Messenger RNA from Malaya genurostris, 1639 nucleotides. It is a transcript of the gene Cyp304a1, whose product is annotated as probable cytochrome P450 304a1. Lineage: Eukaryota; Metazoa; Arthropoda; Insecta; Diptera; Culicidae. The transcript has 3 exons. The record is from RefSeq and is a predicted model, not a curated record. Gene Ontology annotation, molecular function: monooxygenase activity; iron ion binding; heme binding. The coding region runs from base 37 to 1584 and encodes 515 amino acids.
CGUUUGAACGGAACGGGUUUAGUUUCUCAUGAAGCGAUGGCUUCCACGGCCAGUGUCAUCCUUUGGUCAAUCGCGGUUGUGCUUCUGCUGUAUCGUUGCUUCAAGUUUCUGUUCGGACGACCGCCCAACUUCCCCAAGGGACCUCCAAGGUUGCCAGUGCUCGGUGGAUAUGGCAUUAUGCUGAUGCUCAACUAUAACCAUCUGCACAAGGCUGCUUUGAAGCUGAGCGAGUUUUAUCGGACGAAAAUUUUGGGUAUUUAUUUGGGUGAUUUUCUGACUAUCGUUGUCAACGACAUGACGGUGGCGAAGGAAAUAAUGAACCGUACCGAGUUCGACGGCCGGUCGGAUAUGUUCUUGGCACGGCUGAGAGAACGUAAUUUUCAACGCAGAGGACUAUUCUUCACCGAAGGUCCCGACUGGAAGGAACAGCGCCGGUUCGUUUUACGACAUCUCCGGGAUUACGGAUUUGGAAGACGUUUCGUCGAGUUAGAAGCCGAGACGGAAAGUGAAAUCAUGAAUUUGGUGGAUAUGUUGAAGUACGGUGCAAAGUUUGAACACGAGCGACCGUUGCUCGAAGACCAUUGUGCUAAAUGUCCGGAUGUGUUUUACGGUAGUUUUACCAAUCUCUACUUUCAAGUGAUUUGUGGAGAACGUUUUUCACGAAAGGAAAUGGCAGAGUUUUUUGAAGCCGGUCGCUAUGCGCUUCAGUUUCAGCAGAAAGGAGACGACUACGGUACGAUUCUGAGUUACCUGCCGUGGCUUAAAGAUUACUUCCCAGAGGCAACGAACUAUCGCACCAUGCGUGAGGCAAACCUCAGAAUGACCGAUCUGCUAGAACCGAUAAUGCAACGGUACAUGGCUUCGUACGAUCCAAAACACAUCCGUUGCUUUCUGGAUCGCUACAUCAAAGAGAUGCAACAAACAACACCGCUAGAAGGGAAUCGUUUUACCUUCCAGUACGAUCAGCUAGUGAUGAUCCUGUGGGACUUACUGUUUCCGACUAUGUCUGGUUCGGCAAUACAACUAUCCAUGCUGCUGGAACGGGUACUGCUGAACCCCCACGUAGGCAGCAGAGUGCAACAGGAACUCGACGAUGUCGUUGGACGCGAACGAUUACCCAACCUGGAUGAUCGAGCUCAGCUGCCAUACACGGAAGCUACCCUACGGGAAGCGUUACGCAUCGAUACGCUGGUUCCAUCGGGAAUCGCACACGUAGCUUUGGAGAGCACCAAACUGUGCGGCUACGAUAUACCGAAGGGAACCUUCGUUAUGCUCGGACUGCAUGCAAUUCAUCACCAACGAGAAAUUUGGGGUGAUCCGGAAAACUUCCGGCCAGACCGGUUCCUUGACGAACGGGGUAAACUAUCACUGGCAAAGGAUAUAUCCGUUCCAUUUGGGGCGGGCAAGCGACUUUGUGCCGGGGAAACAUUCUCACGCAACACACUGUUCCUGAUGUUUUCCGCAAUUAUGCAGAAUUUUAAUCUUAAAAUCAGACCCGGUGAUAAACGGUCGAGUUUCGGCGAAAGAGUGACCGGUGUAGUCACAUCAACAAAACCGUUUUGGAUUCAUUUCGAUCCAAGAUAACUUUAGUCUAGUUACAAAUAUGGUUAAGUGAAAAUUUUGCUAGAUUACCUUAAGU